UUUCACCUGGCCAAGACCUGGUGCAGUGUCAGCAGAGACUGUUGACCCAGAGAUUUGCAUGGGGUGGUGCUGCUCAUGCAGGAGCAAAGGUUCCCCUCUCCAAGCACAAAAACAUUGUUGUACAAGGAGGAAAAGUAUAGGGAAAAGGCAGUUGCACAUGUGCAUUCAGAAGCUGCAAGCUUGACUUGCAAGCUUGGUCACUACCCCUUCCCCAGCUUCAAGUGGAACUAUGAGCAUGUGGCAGAACAUUUUUGCAGUGAAGAUUGAAGAAAUGCACGUAACAGAUCCGUGGACACUUCUGGGGGAUGAUACCCUGCAGGUGCAGGCCUGCAAGCCUGGCUGGAAGGAGUUUAUGCCGCGCCGUGCUCUUGGGAGGUUUCAGUGCUCCCAGUGCUUUUAUAACUGGUCUUCUGCCAAAGUGCACAUUGUGUUCCACAUGUACCACGGCCCAGGCUGGGGCACGGUGUGGAUGCGGAUCUUUCGCCAGAAGUGCAGGCGCUGCCCUAACUCCCGGCUGGAGGAUCCUCAGUUCAGCCCGGACACUGUGGAGACAAUUCUGCACAACCUGGUGAUAAAGAUCCUCCAGUAUUUCUACAAGAAACCUGUCCACCCCUCUGACCUCCUGGAAGUCGUGGUGGAUAGACCAGUGACGGGGCCACACGACUGUGCCCACUGCGAGGCCUGCGAGCUCGGCAUUUGCAACAGGUCACAGAGGGCCCCGGCACUGGAUGCCUGGAAGCCCUUGAUGGGUGAGGACAAGGCCAGGAUGCACAGCAGCAAGCCAUGGGUGGCCUGGCCUUCAGAUGUCUGGAAGUCCUUAACAAAUAUGGGGGAGGCUGGAACCCAUCACACGGAGCCAUGGUCAUCCCUGGGAUCAGAUGACUGCAAGCCCUUGGUUGGUGUGGACAAGGCCAGCACCCAUCACACUACGUUGAAGUCAGCCCCAACACAAGUUGCCCGGAGUAAAACAAAAACCACGACAUCUCAGACCCUGAAACACCAGGGCUUAAGGCCCCAUGAAGCCUCGGCCCACCACCCCUCACCCUCCAACAGGAACUUCUCCUGGAAAUGGUGCUGCUGCAUUGGCAGUUCUUUGCUUGGUGUUUUGGCACUGAUCAUCUUCGUUGUGCUUUAUUUGACCAUCAUGUAGAGGGACCUGGAGAUCACAGAGAGGAGCUGGGGUGAUGGAUAGGGAAACUGAUGAACUGCUGGAAAAUUGGAUACCCAAGGUCAGCCCUUGCUCUUGGCUCAGCAAGCUCCCCAGCUCCCGGUGGCAUGGGAUGCCUCAGCCAGGCACCUUACCCAACAACCUCUGGAAGACUGAUGGGUCUGGUGGAUUCUUAUGAGACAUAUUCUGUAUGAGGAUGAAUCUCCCAGCUACCCUCAUUCUACCAGCACAGGAUGAGGUUUAUUACUUGCAGGAACAAAACAACCUCCUUCUCCUCAGCCCAGGAAUGCAUUUGUGCUUUUUAAUGUCUCAAAAGCCUUUUCUAGCUGUGUGUGGGCAUCUUGAAGGGAAGCUUGGGGCUGUUUUUAUCUCCCAGGGUGCUCUGCUUCCAGAGAGGCACAUGCCCAGUCUGCCCUGCCUUUGGCCAGCUGUCUGGGUACCUUGCAGAGGGAGCAAAGGGUGCCAAACUUGGCAAGUGCAAGAAGGCUGUGGCAGCAAGUCCAAAGUCUAGGCCCCAGUUAUGCAGAAAUUGCAAAUAUUGGGCUACAACGGGGAAGAUGCAGACUCUUGCCUUCUGCUACUUCACCCUUCAGGGCUUUAGGGACCUGGUGGGUGACUUAAGGCUGGGAGGAAACGUGCUGUCCUCAUGCAGCCUAACACCCUGACUCUCACCUUCCCAGCAGGGCAGCUGGGCUCCUGCAGAACUUGCCCGUGGGCACAGCAUGUCCUGUGGCCACAACUGAUUUCAGCUGGGAUGAGCUGGGAUGGAGAAAAUUUUCUUCUUUGUAGCUGUUACUGCACUGUACUUUAGAUUUAAUAUGGCAGUAAUAAUGUUGCUAGCACACUGAUGUUUUAGUAAUUGCAAGUAGUGUUUACUCUAAGUCCAGGACUUUUCUGUUUCCUGUGCUCUGCCAGUGGAGCAGGUGCACAGGGAGCUGGGAGGGAGCAGGGCCAGGACAGCUGACCAGAACUGGCCCAAGGGACUUUGCACACCAUAGAUCAUGCUGCUCAGUGGAUAAACUGGAGGAGUUGGCUGGAAUGGGCUGUUUGCUCUGGGGGAUGGGCUGGACAUCAGUCAGAGGGUGAUGAACAACUGUAGUGUGCAUUUCUUGUCUUUAUUAUGUCUCUCUCUAUCUCUCUGUUCAUGAUUGUUAUUAUUAUUAAUAUUUAUUUUAUUUCAAUUAUCAAUUGAAAUAUUGUUCUUAUCUCAAUUCACAGACUUUACCCUUUUCCAAUUCUCCUCCCCGUCCUGCUGGGGCAGGGUGGUUUGACUGAGUGAGAGGUUGUGCUGUACUUAGUUACUGGCUGAGCUCAAACCACAGCAACAUGAAUAAACUUUUGAAAUAGCCUGUAACCUGUACAUCACAAGCCCCAAACACAACCAUGGUUACCAAGAUCUGUUUUCUCCGGGACCCUGGGUUGAGCAAGUGGUGUUGGGGGGCCAAGGUGUGCCCUGUGAGAGAGAGCAUUGUGAGGGCUGUCACCUGGGAGUGCACUGGUGACACCAGGGAUGGGAAAUACAUCUCCAUGGGGUCACAGGAGAAUCCAGGAGAUGCAACCAUGCUGCUUACCUGAGUAGCAGAGUUGAAUUGACAACCUCCAAACAACUUUGGGUACUGAAAUAGAUUUUAAAUCUGUCAAAUUAGUCCAACAAGAAGCAGGCCUGCAGAACCACUGAGGCAGCUGUAUCCGUUCUCUCCUUGCUUUGCAAAUGAUUUGAUGCUGAAGAUGGGUAUGAUAUUAAAGAUUUUGUGACUGAAUUAGUGGAAGAAUGAUGGACCAAAGGAAAAAAAAAUAACCAAACUCAGUGUGGCUCACAUAGCACCAAUCCCUGGCUGUGCAGCUUCCCAUGUGCUGUCCUCUCCUCCCUGCUGUACCUUGAAGGGCCCUUUAUGCUGCUUUUUCUGCUACUGUAAAGUUCGUCUUUAUUCUCAGCUAGGCAACCUGCAGGCUAUUGGUUAAAAAAUAAAUAUAACAAGAAAUUGGUUAAAAAAAAAUAUAACAAGAAAAGACUGUGUAUUCUA
Messenger RNA from Melospiza melodia melodia, 3192 nucleotides. Its product is annotated as receptor-transporting protein 4-like. Gene Ontology annotation, molecular function: olfactory receptor binding. Lineage: Eukaryota; Metazoa; Chordata; Aves; Passeriformes; Passerellidae. The record is from RefSeq and is a predicted model, not a curated record. Bases 230 to 1150 code for a protein of 306 amino acids. Gene Ontology annotation, biological process: protein targeting to membrane; protein insertion into membrane; detection of chemical stimulus involved in sensory perception of bitter taste. The transcript has 2 exons.